Molecule: messenger RNA, 676 nt
Organism: Dipodomys spectabilis (banner-tailed kangaroo rat)
Lineage: Eukaryota; Metazoa; Chordata; Mammalia; Rodentia; Heteromyidae
Gene: Mgp
Product: matrix Gla protein
Exons: 4
Coding region: 102-413 (103 amino acids)
Biological process (GO): regulation of bone mineralization
Cellular component (GO): extracellular region
Molecular function (GO): calcium ion binding
Source: RefSeq, a predicted model, not a curated record
AGCCUCUGUCUCCACCAGCCCGCAGGAGUCUCUCCCUACCUCGGGACGGACGGACAGACAGACAGACGCAGGGGGGAAACCGAGCCACGGGCCCCGCAACCAUGAAGCAUCUGCUCCUCCUUGCCGUCCUGGCCGCCCUGGCCCUGCUGGCUGUGUGCUACGAAUCUCACGAGAGCAUGGAGUCGCACGAAGUCAGCCCGUUCAUUAACAGGAGGAAUGCAAACACCUUCAUGUCCCCACAGCAGAGAUGGCGCGCAAAAGCCCAGGAGAGGAUCCGAGAACGGAACAAGCCGCCCUAUGAGGUCAAUAGAGAAGCCUGCGAUGACUACAAGCUCUGUGAGCGCUACGCCAUGGUCUACGGCUACAACGCGGCCUACAACCGCUACUUCAGGAAGCGCAGAGGAGCCAAGUGAGCGGCCAAGGACGGAGCCACCGGCCCGGCCUGGCGUCUUUAGGAAAGCCUGGUUUUGAACCCACAGCGCCCCCCCCCCCAAGCUGUAGCUUUAUGACAUAUACAGACACACACACAGAUGCUUGAUUCCUGAGGCUACCUGUCUGGCUGUGUCCCCUACCUUUGUGCCCCUCACCCCCAUAUUGGAAAAGUAAGGGAGUUCCAGGUUGUCGACAUGUAGGAUGAGCUAUAAUAAACUUCUGGUUUGAUACUGCCAUUCGUAAA